This is a messenger RNA of Rhizophagus irregularis DAOM 181602=DAOM 197198, 1686 nucleotides long. RefSeq lists its product as uncharacterized. Gene Ontology annotation, biological process: amino acid transmembrane export from vacuole. NCBI's taxonomy places the organism in Eukaryota, Fungi, Glomeromycota, Glomeromycetes, Glomerales, Glomeraceae. The record is from RefSeq and is a predicted model, not a curated record.
AUGGAUGAAUUUGACAUAGAAAUAAAUCCCAACGUUGCGAUUAACAAUUCAAGCACAACUCUUCCGAAUAAAACUACAAUCGAACAGCUUAAAAUAAACGAAAAUCAGGAACCUAUUUUAACAAAAAAAGAAUUAUUUGCAUGGUAUCUUUACGCAUUUGCCUGUGAGGUUUAUUCUGUAGUUUCAAUAUCAAGUUUUAUACCUUUAAUUUUAGAACACUUUGCUUCAGAGAAGGGUGUAACUAGCAUUGAUCGAACGCCUUGUAAAACUGCUAAAGAAGGAUUACGAUGUGUAGUAAAUAUAUUUGGAUUUUGGAUUGAUACGGCAUCGUUCAGUUUAUAUACAUUUUCAUUAAGCGUAAUAUUGCAAGCAAUUACGACAAUUUCAAUUGGAGCGACAGCAGAUCAUGGGGCAAUGCGCAAAACGUUGCUUCUGAAUUUUGCCUUUGUUGGAAGUAUAUCAGCAAUGUUAUUUUUAUUGAUUCCUUCUGGCUCAUAUAUAAUAGCUGGUAUUUUAACUAUUAUUGGAAACGUAAGUUUUGGUGCAGCUUUUGUUUGCUUUAACGGGUUUUUACCAGUUAUAGUUAGAAAUCAUAGUGAUGUAAGAAAAAUUUCAAAUGAAAUAAAAAACUAUAUAAUAGAUAAAAAUAAAACGCAUGAACAUGAUACACAAAUCGAAGAUGAUGAAAGUACUUUAGAGGAUCGAAGUCUUUUGAGUUCAAAAGAUCCAAUAUUAAUUAAUCUUAAAGAAAAUUUAUUAAAAACUAAAGAUCGUAUAUCGGCUCAUAUAUCUGCACGUGGUUUUGCGAGUGGAUACUUUGGUGGUAUAAUCCUUUUAAUUAUUUGUUUGCUUAUUUCAUUUUUAUUACGUUCUACCAUUUAUAGUCUACAAAUUGGGGUCUUUCUUUCUGGAAUUUGGUGGUUUUUAUUUUCUUUAUUUGUCAGUAAAUGGCUACAACCUAGGCCGGGUCCUCCUUUAUUUCUUAAUGAAGAAAGUAAAAUAAGAUGGAUAAAUUACGUGACAUUCUCUUGGAGAAGGUUAUGGAAAACAAUUUUACAAGUUAAAAAGUUGGAAAUGACUUUUCGAUUUUUGAUUGUUUGGAUUCUCGUAUCAGACAGCUGCACCACUAUAUUAUCAGUAGCUUUGCUUUUCGCUAAGACUACUUUGAAUAUAAAGACACCGGGUUUGAUUACCUUAACAUUGAUAGCUCCGAUUUCCGCUUUAAUCUCAACUUUAUUAUUUCCAUAUUUUAUUAAGCUUAGUGUUAAAAAAACGACCAUUUUGCUUCUUUUCAUGCUAUUAUUUAUUCCUAUUUAUGGGUGUCUAGGGUUAAUUCUACCAUUUGGUGGUUUAAGGAGUUCGGGUGAACUUUAUUUUAUGGCUGUGUGGUUUGGAUUCGUUCUGGGACCUCUUCAAAGUUAUUGUAGGACAAUGUUUGCAGAAUUAGUUCCACGUGGAAGAGAAACUGAAUUUUUUGCACUUUAUGCUAUAACUGAUAAAGGAUCAAGUUGGUUUGGACCAUCUUUAAUAGCUAUAAUAGUUGAUGUUACAGGUGAAAUUAGAUAUGGAUUUUUAUUAUUAUUUGUACUUAUUUUUUUAUCAAUACCCAUUUUGUGGUUUGUGGAUGAAAAAAAAGGAAAGGAAGACGCUAUGAAUUCCUCUAUAGACAAUGAAGAUAUUAUUUAA